Molecule: messenger RNA, 513 nt
Organism: Ogataea philodendri
Lineage: Eukaryota; Fungi; Ascomycota; Pichiomycetes; Pichiales; Pichiaceae
Exons: 1
Coding region: 1-513 (170 amino acids)
Source: RefSeq, a predicted model, not a curated record
AUGCCUUUGACCGAGAGACAAAAAUGGAUACUGGGAGGCACACUUGCAGCCGGAGCUCUUGCAGUGUUGAUCCAAUCCUCGAAAAACCCUCUUGUUAAGCCAAAACCUGUUGUUUGGCAGCCACAAUCGACCCCCAAAAAUAGGAUCUUCCUUGCUGUUAGAGACCGUUCCGAGCUGCAACCGUUGAUCCCUCUUCGGCCGCCGUUAUUGUUGAAUUUUGUUUUCAGAGGAGACACCGCGUCAAAUAAGCAGACUGGUGCUUUGCAGCGGAUCGUCGGCUACGAUAUCGACGAUGACAAGCUUGUCAAUAUGGUGGAUAUCGAGAGCGACGAGCCUGGUAACAAAGGAUUGCUCUUGGACUACCAGGUCACCAAAAUCCCGUCAAUUGUGUGCCUGAGAAACCAGAUCGCUCAGAGCACGUAUGUCGACGAACAAUUGCUGAAUAACCCCGAAUCUGACGUGGAUUACGAAAAGCUCAAGAAAUGGGUCGAGUCGCACGCUAUCGAUAAAUAG